This is a messenger RNA of Lasiosphaeria miniovina, 255 nucleotides long. RefSeq lists its product as uncharacterized. Lineage: Eukaryota; Fungi; Ascomycota; Sordariomycetes; Sordariales; Lasiosphaeriaceae. Gene Ontology annotation, cellular component: cytoplasm. The transcript has 3 exons. The annotation marks the transcript as partial. The record is from RefSeq and is a predicted model, not a curated record.
CUCGAUUUGCUGACUUUGGGGUUAUGGUCGAAGCUCGGACGACUUACCCACUACGCCUUCGAUGCGGUCUUGUUUUCCGCCUUCCUCGCCGGAAUGAAGCGGUCGACUGGUCUGACUUUCAAAACAGACAAGGUCGCCGGUGACAACAAAGAAGUUACGAAGUGGGUAGACAAGUACCUCGGCGUUGGAGAAUGGGUGAUGGACCAGUCGGUCGCCAUCGCGGGCUCGAGCGGGUGGUUCGAAAGGACGAGGUAG